Molecule: messenger RNA, 732 nt
Organism: Ruditapes philippinarum (Manila clam)
Lineage: Eukaryota; Metazoa; Mollusca; Bivalvia; Venerida; Veneridae
Exons: 3
Coding region: 1-690 (229 amino acids)
Source: RefSeq, a predicted model, not a curated record
AUGCUUCUGAAAUAUCUGUCGUUAUUGGUCAUUUUACGUUAUGGUUUGAGUUUUGUAUGUAAUACAAAAUAUUUGGUUAAGGAUGUUUGUUACGAGGAGUACGGGUCAGUUAUUGACGUCAUAAAUAACGUCACAUCAUUUGCAGCGUGCGCAGCGCUUUGCUGUAAAAUUCAUGACUGCGCCUCGGUGAUAUUUGACGGCUCUAAACAUUUAUGCACGACAAACUCAGGAAUUUCAAGUUAUUUCGCAACAGGUUGUGGACUGAAGUACGCUAAGUUUAUUCAGAGCAAUUGUAAAAGUUUAAAAAGCCUUGGAAAAGCCUGCAAAACUAGCGCAGAGUGUGUUGAAGAUAUAUACUCGUGCGUGGACGGAGUGUGUAUGUGUGCAGCAGGUUAUAGUUUCAACGAAGCCGACGAAACGUGUUUAGCAACAUGUGAUCACUAUGGGGAUUCAUUUACGGCAUUUCAUGGGUACGUCAUUGCCGCCCACAAUAAUCUUAAACUGACCGACAUGGACGAAACCUCGUGCAAAGCUGCUUGCGUCACUACCACAGAUUUUAUGUGCCGAUCAAUAGAGAUAACAACCUUAGGAGUCUGUUUCCUGUCAACAGAGACAGCAUUGACCCAAAAAGAUGAUUAUACCGAAUAUCCCGGUUACAGUUACUACCAAAGAAACUGCAAGCUACCCUAGAUUGAUUCAACCAAACCGUGUUGACUGUAUGCUAUUGUUUAA